Molecule: messenger RNA, 1758 nt
Organism: Dufourea novaeangliae
Lineage: Eukaryota; Metazoa; Arthropoda; Insecta; Hymenoptera; Halictidae
Exons: 5
Coding region: 1-1758 (585 amino acids)
Source: RefSeq, a predicted model, not a curated record
AUGUCGUCGAGUGGUGAAUUCUCGACGUUGUCGAGCGGUGAGGUGACCGGUACAGGGGAUGAUUCGUUGCCGAGUUCCCGCGAGGCGACCGCGGAGGCGGCGAGCUCUGGGGGCGGUUUCAUGCCACUGCGUGAGUUCCUGGACAGAUUCUCGUUGCCCAGGGUGGUCAGGGUGGAAGGAGCCGGUGGACGACCGAUACUGUUGUACAAGCAACAGCAACGAUCGCUCAGAGUCACGGCCACCCUGCUGAUGCACCGUUAUCGUCACGACGUUAAAGUUGGACCGGAGAUCGUGAUCCCGGAAGGGUACCCCGGCUGGUUCUCUGUUGUCUCGAACAACAGUGGUACCGGAAGUGCCAGGGUGUACAGAAGAGUGGGAGCUCUGGUCCGAGCCGGUGUCCCGGCGUUUCUGCUCGCGAAACCGCUCAGAGCUUACACGCUGACGCAUUCCAAAAUGGAGAACGGAAACCUAAGGGCUCAUUACACGAAAACAACGGUCCGGGCGGGUGAGGUUCUGCGGCUCGCCGCGGUCUUCCAGGACACACGAAGGACCCCGGUCUCCAGUGGGAUUUCCGGUGUUGUGAGCGCGGUCCCGGAAGGUAAGAGUUCAAGGUCGUCGGAACGGGAUCAGUACGCGCAGUGCUUGGACUCCCACGGGCACGAGCUAUUCGCGCCGCUUUCCGCGAGGGGAGAGUUCUACGCGACCUGCCAGAGCGGAAGCCUCGACACCGGAAGCGACGCGGUAUUGUACAGAGUUCAUCAGCUCGCCAGAAGGGAUCUUCCUCUGAGGGUACGAUUAGUCGCUGGACCCUUGCCGAUACCAUUACCACGGGAUUACAGCGGGCUGAUGCAACUGGAGGGCGCAACCAGGGGGCCCAUAGUGUUGGGAUGUGCGGUACCAUUGUUGCCCGAGCGACCUUUACCGAAUUCCACCGUCCCGGAACUUCUUGAAUUAGUCGCGACAGGACCGACAGCGCCUCGGGUGAAGAGGGCGCGGUUGGGCUGUCCUUCUGAAGCACGGUUGCUAGCGUCGCCGAAGAUGCAGCGGUUACUUUCAGCUUGCAGAAGAGCUUUGGACCAAAGGGCAACGGAACCUCGUGUGGCGCCCCCGAAGCCGCCGGUCAACAACGGUCAGCUGAAGGAGCUCCAUCUGAAAGAGAUCAAGUCGAAGACCGAGGCGAAACCGAUUUUGCAGAGUCUGAAAGAGGGUUUGGAGCACAUCAAGAGAACGACAAUCCGGGAUCGGAGUAACAGCCGAACCGGAGGCAACAAUCACAGCUUCCUCGAUCGGAUUUCGAGGAUAGCCCAGGGUGGCAGAAGUAGGAAUCCAGCGAAGAAGUCCGCUUCGUUCACGUUCGCGGUUCGCCCGGAGAUCGGCAUGAGGACCGAGAGAUACGCCAGCCUGGAGUCGGAGACGAAUCUGUUGCAGGCGACGCAAUCGCCUAGGCAACAGGUGCAACGAUCGGUGUCCACCAGCGUUUUAGAAGUUCAGACCCAGCAGGACCUGGACCCGCCGUACUCGAAGGUCAGGGACAGCCUGACACCGUUGCCGUCGACCCCGCCGUCGAAGACGGAGGAGAUCUACGCGGAGAUCUGCGAGACCACGAUGAUCGUCAAUCCUCCCGAGGAAAAACCUCCGCCCGUCGCCAAGAAUGGGACCAGGGAGAGGGACAGGGGAUACGUCAAGCUGGCGCCGUCCCACUCGGAGAUCAUCGACGCGAACGGGGACGAGGAGGGGAUUUAUAACACCGUCUGCUGA